UUAUUCUACACUACAUGCUCCCUGGACGCUUCCAUAAAAAUUUGACCGAUUAACUACAUGUUUGUUUGAACUUAGUGAAAAACAUAAAAAAGUACGCGAAGGAAAAAUAAAACAUCAGCGAUUCGAUUAGAAAAAAAUGAAAUUAAUUUUGGUGAAAAAAUGAAAUAUUAGAAUUAUUGAUAAACAAUGUCGUUCGGUACGGGAUUUGGAACAUCCACGCCGGCGACACAGUCGAGUUUCAGCUUUGGAACCGCCACAGUUAGAACAGCUACGCCAAUAAGGCCGACUGGUUUUGGUUCAACAUCUUUCGGCUUUAGUACUCCAGCUGCCUCUGUUCCGACGCUCUUCGGCACUCCAGCAACUCAAGCAACUAGUUUUGGUGGAACUCCUGCUUUUGGAUCUUCAGCAGCAACGGGAUUUGGAGGUGGUGCAACAAGUAGUAGUAAUACAUCAAGCACUUCAGGCUCGACAUUUGGUUUCGGAGGAGGGUCGACCUUCGGGACCGCACCACAAACAUCUUCAACGACAGCAUUUGGUACAUUAGGAGCUCCGGCCACAACAAGUACUAUAGGUUUUACAGGAUUUGGGAGUUUUGGAGGUACAACAACAACCACUCAAGCCCCAAGCCUCUUCAGUGGGUUUGGCUCGAGUAGCACAGCCUCAACGGGUUUCGGAAAUACAGGCUUCGGUGGAUUCGGAGCUAAGUCAACAACCACAACAGCAACCACGGGAUUUGGGGGCUUCGGAGGAGGAGUUUUGGGUAGUUCGACGUUGGGCAAUUUUGGUGGAACACUAGCACCACCUCAAACACAACAGCAACAACAGCAACAACAACAGCUACAACAAGUUUCCAAUGCAAUCUCUGAGGCUCUGUAUAAUGCUGUUUUCAAUUGUCAACUGUUCAAUGAUGAGAGGGACAAUACAAUUGCAAGAUGGAACUUGAUUCAAGCCCUUUGGGGCACUGGAAAGGCCUAUUAUGCCGCCAAUGCCGUUCCAAUUGAGCUUACGCAGGAGAAUCCUCUCUGCAGAUUCAAGGCUAUCGGCUACAGUUGUAUGCCAAGUGCGGAUAACAAUGACGGAUUAGUUGUUCUAUGUUUCAACAAGAAAGAGCAGGAGUUGAAGGAUGGAAAGCAACAGCUUGUUAAUUCUGUAACACAAAUCCUGGGAAAUAAACCUAAUUUAACCAUUACUGUUGACACAGUCAAGUCUAUUGGCGACAUGAAGAGUCAAGCAGUCGUUUAUGUAUCUGAAAAGGGGGUCACUGGAUCUUCGCGAAAAAUCCCAGCUAACGAGCUUGUCGCGUAUUUGUCCCAGACUGUUCAAAAGCAACAGCUGACACAGAUGGGAGUGGAAAAUAUUUUUCCUCAGGUGAAACUAGACCCUUCGCAGCUCAAGGAGUACAUGGAAAACCCACCUUGCUCAAUCGAUCCGAGAUUAUGGAAACAGGCGCAGCUAGAUAAUCCCAAUGCUGAUAUGUAUAUUCCGGUGCCUAUGAUCGGAUUCCAACAGGUUAAGUACAGAUUAAAGUGCCAAGAGAAAGAGACUGAUAAGCAUCGAGCAUUCUUGGAUAUGGCUGCAGAAAGAAUACAAGGAUUGCAGAGACAACAUACUGCGACUCAGGCUAAAUUGAAAGAACACAGACGGACACUUUUGGAAUUACAGCAUCGAGUUCUUCAGGUGUUAGUACGACAAGAAAUUACCAGAAAAGUUGGUCUUUCUCUUCAACCAGAGGAGGAAACAUUAACAAAUAGGCUUGAAACUAUGCACUCGCAAAUUAGCGCACCCACACAAUUUAAAGGCCGAAUUAGUGAGAUGUUGUCGCAGUUGAGAAUGAGAAAACACGUUGAUAUGCAGAAUCAGGAGAGAUACUCUAUGGACCCCAUUGUACAAGAUGACAUCAAAGCUUACUUGAGUUUACAACAACAAGGAAUGGCUCAACUGAUUGACACCAUAAAUGCAGACAUGGAGAGUUUAAAAGUAAUAAAAGAUGGAAUGGCAGAUCUACUGACAGGGCAUGCAGUUUCCUGAAGGAUAUAUUUCCAUCGAAACGAUUACUAUUGUUGUAUUUCCAGGAAUUAUUGAUAUGGAUUUGUCACGAAAACAUGAAGGCUCACAAAAUGAUACGAAGUAAAAAACAAUUAAAAUAGUAUAUUUCGAUACAAAUGCCAUGAGUUAAUAAUGAGGGUAAAUUAUAAAUUAUGAAUAAUAUUCUUUUGUUACUGCUGCUAGGUUUAGUCCAUGCCAAGAAAUGUCUUCUCAUUUGCUCGUAAAUGAAACGUCAAAACUUAUAAAUGAAAAAGGGCGCAAUUUGUCACUCGCUGACCAUAACAUCGCUAACUCAGCUUCACCUCGUGCGGCUAACUUUACACUCACUACCACCCCAUCGCCCACUUGCAUCGCAAUAUAGUAUACUACGUUCCUACAAUGGAAAUUAAAAAAUAGCUAUAGCAUUUGCAAUUCAUCUCCGAAAUGGAAAAAAAAACAAACAAAACAAAAAAAAAACAAAUCAAGAUCCUUUAUUUUUGUUUCACAAAUAAUAGUGCUUGAAUGACCACAGAUGUUCAUUGUUUUUAUGUACAUUGACUCAUACCUUAAUUAAUCAAUUAAUGAAUUUAUACAUUACUUAUCGAUUCUUCCAAAAAUAAUGCAAAACUCAUUUGUCAUAAUGAAAAUUAUUUAGUUCGUUAUAGAGUAAAGGAGCAUUCUUCAAUCAUCCAAUUUAUGUACAGUAUCAAUCGAUUGACAGACUUGACGUAAUCGAUCGAUCGAUCGAUGGAUCGUGGCUCAGUAAGAGAUCGACUUGUUCGCUCGUUCGAGCAACUGAAAUGUUAUCAAGUAACACUCAACUGUGUGAACAACUAGAAGCGAGUGAACCGCCAGGGAUUCUUUGUAUGAGUUUCCUUGAACGUAGAAGUAUAAUGCAAAUAGACUUCCAGUGAUCGAUCGAAAUAUCGAUUGAGUAGCAAACUUAACUUGGGUAAAAUAAGAAAAAAAAAUUUGAGCAAAAUUCUGAUACCUCUGUCCCAUCGUAAUAAUAUCUAUUGGAUUUUUUAAAAUCAAUUGUUUAAAUACAUUUCUAAUAAUUAUA
Diachasmimorpha longicaudata is the source of this 3088-nucleotide messenger RNA. RefSeq names its product nuclear pore complex protein Nup54 (gene Nup54). Gene Ontology annotation, molecular function: structural constituent of nuclear pore. Gene Ontology annotation, biological process: NLS-bearing protein import into nucleus; nuclear pore organization; protein localization to nuclear inner membrane. The record is from RefSeq and is a predicted model, not a curated record. The transcript is spliced from 4 exons. NCBI's taxonomy places the organism in Eukaryota, Metazoa, Arthropoda, Insecta, Hymenoptera, Braconidae. Bases 187 to 2028 code for a protein of 613 amino acids. Gene Ontology annotation, cellular component: nuclear pore; nuclear pore central transport channel.